Molecule: messenger RNA, 3022 nt
Organism: Daktulosphaira vitifoliae (grape phylloxera)
Lineage: Eukaryota; Metazoa; Arthropoda; Insecta; Hemiptera; Phylloxeridae
Product: zinc finger MYM-type protein 1-like
Exons: 5
Coding region: 404-2854 (816 amino acids)
Molecular function (GO): protein dimerization activity
Source: RefSeq, a predicted model, not a curated record
AACUCGAAUGUCAAUAAAAUGCUUUGGGCAUAUUGAUGUUGUAAACAUAUGAUUCGUAUUUAGUUCUACGAAUCGUAGACUAUGAAAAAUACAUACUAAAAAUAGAAAAUAUACAAUUGGGGUAUUCCCAUGAUAUAAGGAGCUACGAAACUACGACUGCCGAUUAUUGACAAUUUACACUACUAUUAAGUAUUAUUAUUUAUUAUAAUAUUAUCGAUAACAAAAAUCAAAAUACAAUUAUUAGUGCAUUAUUCAUGAACGAGUACUGACGUGGUGUCGUGGUCUGUUAAUCAAUUUAUUUUAACUAUUAAUUAAUAUUAUACAUUUAUACUACGCGUGUAUAUUCAAAACAGUCGGUACAUUUUAUAUUUGUAAUAAUGUUUUAUACCUAUUUUACUUAGUUAUGGCUCCAAGAAGAAAUAGGCUUAGUGGGGCUGAAUACAAGAAAAUAGCUAAGCUCAAAGAAUUUAAUUUGAAUAAAGUUGUUCAAAAAACUAUUAAAAUCGACACGAUGUUCAAAAAGUCAGGUAUGGUUAAUAAAUCUACUGAACAACGUCAAGCUGGCCUUACAACUCUUUGUAAUAAUUUGGAUACAGAACCUCCAUGCGUGUCAGAGCAUAUAAAUAUUUUAUUAGAACCAAAUUCUACUGAUAUACCUGGAUUGGAUCCAGCAUUGUGGAGUAUAAAUGAACAAACGAGGCAAUAUAUCUGUAAAAAUGGAUUUAGCCAAAAUCUAGAUGUUAAAUUUACAGCUUCAAAAAGAUUGUACAGAGUUGUAAAGAAACGGCAUUUCCGUAACUAUUUUAGAUAUCUGAAUAUAGAUUUUUUCAAAACUGUUUUAAUCAAUGGUGAAACAUGUCAAAGAAAUUAUUUAUCUUAUUCUGAGAGUACUGGGUCAAUUUAUUGUGUUCCAUGUCUCUUAUUUGAGAAUAAAACUAAUUUUUCAAAAAAAGGAUUUUCAGAUUGGAAACACCCUAAAAAAAUUUCUUACCAUGAAAAUUCACCUGAACACAAACUAUGUUCUUAUAAAAUGAAAGAACUUGCAUCAGAUUUAAGUAAAAUAAAUUCAAAACUAAUACAUCAAAUAGAAACCGAAAAAAAAUAUUGGAUUAGUGUACUGACCAGGGUUUGUUCGGUUAUUAAAAGUUUGGCAAGUCAUGGAUUAUCAUUUAGAGGUGAUGUAGAAAAAUUUGGAUCAUCUACUUCAAAUACUGGAAAUUUUAUUAUGAUGAUGGAAUUACUUGCAGAGUACGACCCACUUCUAUCAGAACACAUAUCUAAGUAUGGUAACCCUGGCAAAGGUAAUACUUCCUACUUAUCAUUUUCUACUUAUGAACAGUUCGUUAAAAUCAUGUCUGAAAAAGUCAUUAAUACCAUAGUUGAUGAAAUUAAAUUAUCGAAAUAUUUUUCUAUCAGCAUAGAUUCCACUCCAGAUAUAUCACACUCUGAUCAACUGUCUUUCGUUAUCAGGUAUGUGCUAUCAAACGGUGAGCCAGUUAAAAGAUUUAUUGGUUUUUUAGAAAAUGUUGGACAUAAAUCAGAAAAUCUAGNUGAAUCAGUUUUAUCAGUUUUAAAAAAAUAUAAUUUAGAUGUUUGUUAUUUGAGAGGUCAAUCUUAUGACAAUGCUAAAAAUAUGUCUGGUAUUUAUUCAGGAGUUCAAGCAAGAAUAAAGCAAGUUUCACCAUUAGCUGAUUUUGUACCAUGUUCGGCACAUUCUUUAAACUUAGUCGGAUCGUGUGCUGCAAAUUGCUGUAAAGAAGCAAAUGAUUUUUUUCUUUUUAUUCAAAAUAUAUUUGUAUUUUUUUCUUCAUCCACACAUCGAUGGCAUAAAUUAAGUCAAUAUUCUAUCUCAACUGUAAAAAGUUUAUCCACUACACGAUGGUCAGCAAGAGAAGACGCUUGCCAUAGCUUAAAAAAAAACUGGAAUUCUAUAAAACAAGUAUUAGAAGAACUAAUAAAUGAUGAUUAUGAAAAACCAUUUGUACGGUCUGAAGCCAGAGGUUUAAUUAGACAAAUGAAUAAAUUAGAAACAGCAUACAUGACUGUAUUUUGGAGUGAUAUUUUACAUACAUUUAACAAAACUAGUCUUCUAUUACAAUCUGUUGAUAUUGAUAUAAGCACUGUAGUUAGUUUGUAUAAUUCGUUAAUUCAAUACGUUCAAACUUUACGAUCAAUGUUUAAUGAUUAUGAAAAGUUGGCAAAAGCUAUGUUUGACAAUGAUGACUUAAUUCCUGACUAUGAACACAAAAAUAGAAAACGUAAGAAACGUAAUGAUGAAUCUACUGAACCAGAUGCUAUUUUCAACGGACGCGAAAAUUUUAAAAUUAAUACCAUUUACAUUAUUUGUGAUAAUUUAAUAGAAGAACUAAAAAAAAGAAAAAUUUCUUAUGAUGAUAUAAUAUCUAAAUACUUAUUUUUCUUAAAUAUUAGUGAACAAAAAACCUCAGAAGUUCGUGAUGGUGCAAAAAAAUUAAGAAAAAUAUACAAAAAUGAUUUGGAUGAAACAUUUGAAAACGAGUGUGUUCAUUUUCAGAGCUUACUUAAAACUAUUAAAAACCCUCCAACAAAUAUCAUUAAUAUGUGUAAAUUUAUUAAAGAAAAAAAUAUAGAAGCUAUUUUUCCUUAUGUUUAUGUUGCUCUCCGAAUGUUUCUAUGUACUCCUGCUUCUAAUUGUUCAACGGAAAGAUCAUUUUCCACUUUACGGAGAAUUAAAUCAUAUUUAAGAUCAACCAUGUCAUCAGAAAGAUUGAACAGUUUAGCCAUAUUAAACAUUGAGUCAUCCAUAACCAAAAUGAUUGACUACGAUGAUAUUAUUAAAUCAUUUGCAUCAAAACAAUCUCGCAGAAAAGUUUAAGAAAAGUUAUGAAAUUACAAUUGAAUAUUUUUAUUAUUGAAGUUAUUUUAUUAUUUUUAAGAAUGUUUUAAAUAAUAUAUUGGUUAUUAGUUAUUACUGAGUUUUAUUUUAUAUUAAUGUACCUAUUUUCUACUACAAUUGUGUAAUACCAAUAAAGUAAAAAAUUUU